AUGGUCCGCUUUUCCGUUUUAGCCUUGGUCGCCUUCUUGGCCGCGGUCUUUGCGCUGCCCCAGAACUUCUGCACCACUGUCUGUCGCCCCGUCAAGCCCGAAUGUCCCUCUGGCCAGGUCGCUAGCGGAAAUGAGGGCUGCUGGGGUUGCUGCCAAUCCAUCUCCGUCCUACCCAUUAACGUCGCAAAUGCAACCGAUGUCUGCACUGCCGUCUGUCGCCCCGAGAAACCCGAGUGUCCUACUGGCGAGGCUCCGACCGGUCAGGAAAAUUGCUGGGGUUGCUGCGAGCCUGUGGCGGAACCCGAAGGAAACAUCUGCACCCUCGAAUGCAAGCUUGAGAAGCCCGAGUGCCCUACUGGCGAGGCACCAACCGGAGGAGAAGGCUGCUGGGGCUGCUGCCAACCUGUCCAAGAAAACGAAGGCAACAUCUGCACCCUUGAAUGCAAGCUUGAGAAGCCUGAAUGUCCCACUGGAGAGGCUCCCACUGGUGGUGAGGGCUGCUGGGGCUGCUGCCAACCUAUCACAACGACCGAGAAGCGCGACGAGACUGAGGAAGACACCGAUGUCUGUCUCGCCGUCUGCCAGGAAACGAAACCCGAGUGUCCUUCUGGAGAGGCACCCACCGGUAGUGAGGGCUGCUGGGGAUGCUGCCAACCUAUCGUCCAUGAGAAAACAGUCGCUGACGAUGAGGUCUGCAUUGCCGUUUGCCAGGAGAAGAAACCUGAGUGUCCUGUCGGCGAGGCUCCAACUGGACAGGAGGGAUGCUGGGGAUGCUGUGAGCCCGUCGCAUAA
Aspergillus mulundensis is the source of this 792-nucleotide messenger RNA. RefSeq lists its product as uncharacterized. The transcript is spliced from 8 exons. NCBI's taxonomy places the organism in Eukaryota, Fungi, Ascomycota, Eurotiomycetes, Eurotiales, Aspergillaceae. Bases 1 to 792 code for a protein of 263 amino acids. The record is from RefSeq and is a predicted model, not a curated record.